Messenger RNA from Thunnus maccoyii (southern bluefin tuna), 3641 nucleotides. RefSeq names its product dual specificity protein phosphatase 26. Gene Ontology annotation, cellular component: cytoplasm. NCBI's taxonomy places the organism in Eukaryota, Metazoa, Chordata, Actinopteri, Scombriformes, Scombridae. Gene Ontology annotation, biological process: negative regulation of MAPK cascade; protein dephosphorylation. The transcript is spliced from 4 exons. Bases 94 to 696 code for a protein of 200 amino acids. The record is from RefSeq and is a predicted model, not a curated record. Gene Ontology annotation, molecular function: MAP kinase phosphatase activity; protein tyrosine/serine/threonine phosphatase activity.
CCUCCUCCCACAGCAAAUAAAUGAGUCAACAUGGCCGCGGAGCAGCUCGCCCUGCAGCAGCACUGAGACACGGACAGCAACAAAACAGAUUAAAUGGCGUUCAUGUCCCGGUUCUCUCGGUCCCGGAGCAGCUCCAGGUCUCCGAACCGAAAAGACUCCGAGCGGGUCUCCCCGAACCUGACCGUCUCUGAGCUGGAGAGACUGCUGUGCACCGGAAAAACUGCCUGCAACCAUGCGGAUGAAGUGUGGCCGCGACUUUACAUUGGGGACCAAGAUAUCGCAUCAGAUCGGCGUGAACUGGCCAAACUCGGUAUUACACACAUCCUCAACUGUGCACAGAGCAAGUGGCGCGGCGGGGCCGAGUAUUACGCCGGGAUGAGCAUCACUUAUCACGGCAUCGAGGCUCACGACUCCCCGACCUUCGACAUGAGUGUCAACUUCUAUCCUGCUGCCGAGUUCAUCCACAAAGCCCUGACAAGUGGAGGUAAGGUGCUGGUCCACUGCACCGUGGGAGUGAGCCGCUCGGCCACGCUGGUGCUGGCCUACCUGAUGAUCAGACAGAACCUGACCCUGGUGGAAGCCAUCAAAACAGUGAAAGACCACCGCGGCGUCAUCCCCAACCGAGGUUUCCUCCGCCAGCUCAACGGCCUGGACGGCAUCCUGAGAGAGAGCCGUAAGACGUCACCGCAGAGCUGAGAAAACCCCCCCCCCCCCGCAACACACACACACAGCCUGAGGUAGCAGCAAGUCUGGUUACACCGAGGGAGGUAACGGGACCAAGAUAUGAGCAACCUGUGGGUUUCUGACACUGUGGCAGACUGAGAUCAGUAUCUUAAUUAAUUCUAAUCAUAUGUAUUUAGUCUUUUAGCCUCUGAAACAAAUGAGCACUGAAGCUCAUAAUCUUUAAGAUAUGAAGGCCCACACAUAUGUUUAAGAAUUAAUUUGAAUCAAAUUUCAUUUAUCACAAAUUUGCCUCUAAGAGCUUUACAAUUUGUACAACAUGUGACAACCUCUAAAGGCGCGGUCACACCAGCACUUAAAAUGGUGAAAUUGUGCAGCAAAGUCAAUCGAUUUCAACGCCACGAUCGAUGGAUUCAGUCACAGGUAUAGACAAGUGUUUGAGGGAAUGAGAGAGAGUUAAUUUUUAAUUUAAUUUCAAUUUUUAAGUUUUAAAUCCUCACAUUUGAGAAGUUGAAACAAUUGUCAAAAUUGUUGGCAGUUAAUUUUCUGUCAAUCGUCUUGGCAGUGAUGUUCUUUGAGGGAACGGAAAGUCUAAAAUUGGUGAAGUUAUCGUAGCUUAUUGGUUGUGUUGCACCACUUUAUGUGCUACUUUCUGGUGUGACCGGGCCAAGACUCUUGAUUUUUAUAACGAAAAACUCCCAGCAAAAAAAACCCAAACCCUUUAACAGGAAAAAAAGUAAGAAACCUCAGAAGAGCAACAGAGGAAGGAUCCAUCUUCCAGGAUGGAUUUACGAAUUAUAAUUGAACAGUUGAGAACAGUGGUUCCCAAUCCUGGGGUUUGAACCUCCAAAGGUUAAUCUGAGACGACCCAGUGUCUCUCACCGUAAUUAAUGUCUGCAUCUCUACCAUCAACUAUCAUGUCUCAAAAUGGGAGCAUCAGUUUUUGGGUGACCUACAGCUCAGAGACACAUGAUGAGAGUCCCAAGAAGGCAUAACUGGGCUAUAAAGGGUUGCAAGCCAAGAUGGUUGGGAACCACUGGUUCAGAAGAUAUUUGCUUAUUGAAAAACAAGAGUAAAACUUCAGACCAUUCCAGUUAACCUGAAGCCUAUUUAUAUUGCCACUGUACCAACAGCUACUAGAGAAACUACACUACAGAAAACUUAAAAGCUUUCUGAACAGUUUUAACAGAAUCAGUGUUUAAUCUCUGGUGCAUUUUUUUCUUAAAAUAUCUAGAAAUUUGUCAGUGUGUAUGUCUCAGAUCACUGCACUGGUAUCAAGAAGAUUCCAGCCUUGAGAUUAUCUGAAUUAUAUUGGAAAUAGAUUAAAUCUCUAUGGCAGAUGUUUGUUUUUUUUAACUGUUUUGAUAAAAUGAGAUUUAAUGACAGUAUUGCCACUGCCUCCUUGCACCACCAGUGUAAUAUCUUCAAAUUAUUCCAAAAAACAGUCCAAAGAUAUUCAGUUUACAAAGAUAUAAAACAGUGAAAAGCAGCAAACCCUCACAUUUGAGAAACUGGAACCAUUGAAUAUUUGAUAUAUCACCUUGACAAAUGACUUUAAAAUGAUUAAUCUACUAUCAAUCAUUGUUGACAAUUUUCUGUCGAUGAAAUAAUUGAUUAAUCAACUAAUUCUUUCAUCUGUAGUGCUACCGUUUUCUUAUAUAGGGAUCAAGGUGCAGUGUUUUACAAUGAAGUAAAAAGAAAAAUAUAUAUGUUGUUGUUGUUUUUUUACAGUAAAAUAUAAUUUAAUCUGUAUUUUUAGUCACAUUUAAAUCAAUCUUAUAAGAAGUUAUGAUGAAAUUAGUUAUUGUGUUUUUCAUAUUAUAAUGGUGGGAUAACAUAAAAUAAAAACCAUACUUAUCAUCAUGUUUAGACCUUGAUAGAGAUGAUUAUUUUCUAUUUGCAUCUUUAUAACAAGGAGCUCUGUCCUUAACUAUCUUAUCUUUGAUUGAUGGUUAAUUCAAUCGUCUUUUAAGAGAGUAUUAACUGUUACUAAAAAUACAGAUUACAGAGGUACUUUUUCAGCCCUCAAUAGUGUCUCCAGCUUCUUUUUAGGCUGCAUACAGCUGCAACAGCCAUCAACUUCCACCAACAAGCUAUGUAGGGCAGCCUGUAUGUCGCCUGAGAGGCAAAACACAGGGAAAUAUAGUCCACUAAUUACUGGUUGCACCAGUUGUUGCUGCUCAUUAAGCUUAUUGCUCUGAGAGUAUGGUAAUAUCCGGAGGCGACUCAGAUCUCUCAUCUGGACUGUGGUGGCAGAACAGGAAGAGGAUCAUGUUCCGAGAGAUUUUAGGUAGAAAAAAUCAACCUGAAACUAAAAAACUAGCAUUUUGAAAAGUAGAAAUUACACCCUCGCUGUCUUUUGUAAUAAAUAGGAAAUAAGAUUCUCGCUCUCGGUGAUUUUUUUCCCCGUAGUUUCAGUCUUUGCAGGUCUUCCCUCGACUUUUACAUUCAGUAAGUGUCAUUAAGUGCCCUGAAAAAGUUGCGCUCUAGUUGUAGCCCAGGUCUAAACCAGCACACUUAUGUAGCCUGUUGGUUAGCAUUACAUUGUUGUCACAAUCUGUACACAAUUAUUAUCUGUGGAGGAUUUGUGAAUAGCAACAUACAGCAUACUGUAUAAUAUGACUUUUGUUUUCAAUUGGGUGUCGAACAAGUUCAGUGUAUUGUUUCGCUCUGAUGUAUUUUAAAUAAUCACGGUCCUUGUUGACUUUUUAUGGGAUAUCUUGAGUGUGAUGAACUGAAAUUCAUCCAGUAGUCUACAGACUUAGAAUCUAAAUGAGGCUAUUACAGCUUCCAGUCUGGUGUAUCACUUCAACUUUACAGUGUUAGCUGUUCAGAGUAGCACUCUUAAAGGUGCAGUGUGUAGAAUUUUGUAGCAUCUAGCUAAACGGACUUCGCGGAAAUGGAAUAUAAUAUUCAUAAGUAUGUUUUAAUUAGUCUAUGACCUGAAAAUAAGAAUCGUU